AUGCAUGUAUCUGUGCUAGUGAGGCGGGAUGACGGGCGUUAUCUGGAGCCGAGCCGCGCGCUAAUUAGAUCCGCCCAGUCGCGACGGGGCGGGCCGACAAAGCCCCGCCCGGCCGCGGGGGGUGGAGCGGGGCCCUCGAUGGCCGCCGCCGGACAGCGCGAGGACGCCAGCUCGGGCCGAAGGCAGAUCAAUAACGGCGUGACGCUGUACCGUGUACCCUGUCUGGUGACAGCCCCCGCCACAUCGCUGUGCCCCCCCACCCCCUCCCCCUGGAGACGCGCGAGGGAGGGCGUAGAGGCGGCGCAGGGGCGGACGCCGCCAGCCCGCGCGCCACUCGGCGUCGCGACGCUGUCCAGUAAGCUGCCGGCAGGAGGGGCGCAGAUGGCGGACACCGACUACUUCGACCUGCGCCCCAGCGGACAGACGCCCUUGGAGGAGCACGCCCCCAACCGCUCGGCGGACUGGAGCUGCGUGACGGACAACGACACGUUCCCGGUGCCGGAGUCCUCGCUGCUGAGGAUGCCCGCGUCCGUCAACCUCUCCUUCGUCGUCGUGUACCUGCUGCUGCUGGGCGUGGCAGUCGUCGCCAACGGGCUCACCAUCUGCGUCACCUACAGGGGGAAGCACCGCCUGCUCUACAGGUGCUGCCUCAUAUCCCUGGCCUGCAGCGACCUCGUAAUCGCCGUCUGCGCCGGCCUCUCGCACUUCCCCAAGUUCCUGCAGGCCGCUCAUAACUACUGGGUGAUGGGCGAGUUCCUGUGCUACUUCCUGCCGUUCCUGCAGACGGCGACCGUGCUGGCCAACUCGAUGACGCUGUCCUGCAUCGCCGUGGACCGCUACCUGGUGGUGACGCAGGCGGCGCGCACCUACUGGGACCCCAGCGGCUUCGCGUGCGUCGCCUGCGUGCUCACCAUCUGGACGGCGUCCGCAGGCGUGGCGUUCCCGAUGUACGGCCACUACAUGUGGAUGACGGCGGCGGUCGGCGGCGAGGACGGCCGGCCCUGCUACCUCUUCCACAUGUGCGCGCUCACCAGCAAGGACGUGAAGAACAAGUACUUCAUCGCCGUGUUCACCAUCAUCUUCCUGCCGCUGCUCUGCACCUUCAUCGUGCUCUACUGCCUCGUGAUGCGCUUCCUGUGGACCCGCAAGCGGCCCGGCGCCGCCAAGCCCUUCAUCGGCGACCCCAAGGGCGCGGCGGCGCAGCCGGGCCGCGACUCGCGCAAGACGCGCACCGUCAAGGCCAUCCUGGCGCUCAUGCUGACCUUCGUGUGCCUGCGCAUGCCCAGCUGGGUGUUCCUGCUGUACGCCAGCGGGCCCGCGCGCCAGCUGGUCGGCCUGGGCUGGUGGCUGGCGCAGAACGUGUGCUCGGCGCUCGUCGUCGCCAACAGCGCCGUCAACCCCUUCUUCUACUGCUUCCUGGGGCGCGUGCUGGGGGCGUGGGACGCGCUGCGCCGCCGCCUGGCCGGCGAGGCCCCCAGCGCGCCGCCCCCGGAGGCGGUCCCGGCCGAGGGCGGCAAGGCGGCGCACACGAUGGUCCCCCGCGGGCCGUACAGCGUGCAGCAGCCCGGGGAGGAGGCGGCGCUGCCCGCCAAGCCCGGCUCCAGCACCGUCACCUCCUCCGUGAGCGGCAGUCCGCGCCUCGCGGGCAGUCCCCGGUAGCGCCUGUCUCUCUCUGGUCUCCAGGCAUCGCCCUCACCUCCUCCGUGAGCGGCAGUCCGCCCCUCGCUGGCAGUCCCCGGUAGCGCCUGUCUCUCUCUGGUCUCCAGGCAUCGCCCUCACCUCCUCCGUGAGCGGCAGUCCGCGCCUCGCGGGCAGUCCCCGGUAGCGCCUGUCUCUCUCUGGUCUCCAGGCAUCGCCCUCACCUCCUCCGUCAGCGGCAGUCCGCGCCUCGCGGGCAGUCCCCGGUAGCGCCUGUCUCUCUCUGGUCUCCAGGCAUCGCCCU
This is a messenger RNA of Bacillus rossius redtenbacheri, 1942 nucleotides long. Its product is annotated as pyroglutamylated RF-amide peptide receptor. Gene Ontology annotation, biological process: neuropeptide signaling pathway. Gene Ontology annotation, cellular component: plasma membrane. The record is from RefSeq and is a predicted model, not a curated record. The transcript has 7 exons. Lineage: Eukaryota; Metazoa; Arthropoda; Insecta; Phasmatodea; Bacillidae. The coding region runs from base 1 to 1659 and encodes 552 amino acids. Gene Ontology annotation, molecular function: neuropeptide receptor activity.